AGCUGCAGCGGCUGUUAACCGGAGACACGCAGAGACGAGGGGAGAAAUCACUGGACCUGGAGAGAGUUGAGAGCUACACACACCACUCGGGAUUGUUUUUGCGUUAUUCCUGCUGAGGACGACGUUGUCAAAACCGGGAUUUACUGCUGCCAAGAAGAAGUGGGAGAUAAUCUGCGUGUGAGAGGAAAAUUGGGUACAGCCUCAAGAUGCCCUGUGGCUUUGUCUGAAUCAGCGAGUUCUGGUGCUUCCAGGCCUGUAACCCUCCAGACAACAGGGAGCUGCAUAGUCUGGCAGGUUCCAGAAGUAUAGGUGCUCUCUGCUCCACCAACUGAGACUCCAUGGCUGCCGGUGCUGCCGCUUGACUCAUUGCACCGUCCAGUAUCCCCCACAGUUGAGGCUUGACUAGUCUUCAUCAUCGUUGUACUACAGUCGGUUCCUGUAGCCCGUAGCUUCAUGGAGGGGUUUCCUGUCCACUGACCCAGCAGGCUGCCUCACUGGACCAGCAGCCAUGUCCGCCUGCAGCACCUUCACCGAGCACGUGUGGAAACCAGGCGAGUGCAAGAACUGCUUUAAACCUAAGAGUCUGCACUGUCUGGCUCAAAGUAGUGGAGGGAAGCCUCCUUCUGAGCAGAGGCCUCCAACAAUUCAGCAACAGAAUCCACCCCCUGCUGGAGCCAGAGCCAACACUAACCUUACCGUCAUCUCCCAGAGGGCUGGCAGUGGGUCUGCCCGCUCAGGACACUUCCGUCCACCGGUGGCUAAGAAGCCAACCAUUGCUGUUAAGCCCACUAUGAUGCUGCCCUGCUCCUCUGCAGGACUGGAUGCAGAUGGCAACCUGCAACGACCACCAAAUGUGAUAGAACAGGGCAAAACAUCAGCCUUUACGGUCUGGAAUCGCAAUGGACUGAACCGUAAGAGGCCUGGUGGACCCAGCAACAACAACGAAGGAGAGGAUGGCAGUGAGGAGAUUGAAGGUUACGGACCACUUAGCCCAAGGACCCCUAGUGGAAAUAAUAACAACAGUGGACUGACAGAUGUCCUAAAGGAAAUUGCCGGGUUAGGCCCUGGCCCUAGCCUCAUGCCCCUUUCUGGUUCCAAGGACUUGUUUUGGGGACGAAUCAGUAGUUCAUACCGACGGUCCUUGGAAAGAGGCCUUCCAGCCUCAAGCUGUCUUGCCAUGGGAAGCAGCAGUUAUGGUGGUGGUAGUGGUAGUGGUGGUGGUGGUGGUGGUGGUGGUGGUGGUGGUGGCACCACCGCUCAAAAACGGGUAUCCCUUAGCGAUAGCUCUGAGGUCAUCAGCACAGAGGGUGGUCGCUUUUGCUACCCCGAGUUUUCCAGUGAAGAUGAUGAGGACGAGGAGGAUGAAGACGAAGAGACCGAAAGGGAUGAUGAUGAACAUGAGAGCUGGGAUGAAAGUGAUGAAGAGUUACUAGCCAUGGAGAUCCGUAUGCGAGGCCAACCACGAUUUUCAAAUUUCCGCGCUGCCACCAUGUCUCCGGUGCCAUUUGCUGCAGGGAAAAAGUGGAAUACUGUGCCACUCCGCAACCGCUCACUACAACGGAUUUGUGCAGUGGACUAUGAUGAUAGCUAUGAUGAGAUCUUGAAUGGAUACCCAUCUAUGGACUCCAAUGGAAUGCUUCUUCCCUAUGGGCCUCAUGACAUGCAAGGCAGUGGGUUCCUAUCAAAUUCAGAGUCUACCACUUCUCCAGAAUCAUCGUCAUCACUACAAGAGGAUUCCCGAACAACUUCCAGCAGUGGGAGCAGUGCCCCCUGUGCUCUUCGAAAUGGCGUGCAUUCUCCCACAUCUUCUAAGGCACCUGUCCCCUGCACUUCUCCUCCAAAAAAGGAGCCCGUCCACAGAGCACUGAGUCCAGUCAAGGUGACUGAAACACACAAGGCUGUCCUGGCCAUCAGAUUAGAAGAUCAGGAUGGCAGAGAAGGCACGCCAAUGCCCCAGGCCCUCCCAGGUCAACCAGUCACUAUCAGUUUUAGUCCCACAGAGGAGCAGGCUAAACCAUACCGUAUAGUGAAUUUGGAAAAAUCGCUGAUCUGUAAGCCUUACACCGUAGUGGACGUGUCAGCAUCCAUGGCCAACAAAGACGAGCAGGCUCCAGACUCUGCUCCAAAACCCAAAAACCUGUCAAUGCCUUCCAGCCCUACAUCGUUCUGUAGCACUCCUUUAGGUCAGCCCCUGUCUCCAACCUCCCCUCUUUCUCCUUCUUCUCCUGUGAUGCCAACAUCACCCACAUCUGUAGCCCUGGCAGGUACCUCCCGAAAGAAAUCAGGGAACAUACGCUACCAAGAAGUGUGGACAUCAAGCACAAGUCCUCGCCAAAAGAUACCUAGAGUGGAUCUAGGCGUUGGGAGUAAUCCCGGCCCUUCCAUCCCUACUCAACACUGCAGCCACAAGUCGGCUCCCACUUCUCCCAUUGCUGGGCUGUCCUCCUCCAGAACUGUACCUGUGAAAUCCUCCAAUUUAUCAGAGAUCAAGUUUAACAGUUUCAAUAAUGCAGGCAUGCCUCCUUUUCCCAUUAUUAUUCGAGAUGAACCAGCCUAUGCCCGCAGCUCCAAGAAUGCUGUUAAGGUACCUAUUGUUAUCAAUCCAAGUGCAUAUGACAACCUAGCUGUGUACAAGAGCUUCUUGGGACUCAGUGGGGAACUGCCACAGCCAAAAGGGGCAGGUAGUAGGGCAGCCAGCCAUACUUAUGAAGAGAUUGGAUCCUCUGAGAGCGUCCAGUCCUCGUCAACAGAGAAAACUAUCUCUGGUAGAGGCACAUCAGAGAGAGCCUCUUUUGAAGAGACAAAAACUCCACCUGAGGCAGUGUCAAAAGCACCACAUUUACAACCUAGAACCACUACAGACUCUAGCACUGUGACAAGCACUGUGAUGAGCUCCACAGUUGGGGCCCUCUCUCCCACUAAAUCAUCAAAUUCCCCUGCCAUUCUUGCCAUUACUGCAAACCUACCUAAAACCAGCCCUACUGCCAAUGCUGUUACACACAUUUCCAAGAAAAGUGGAGAUGCUACUUGCAGUAAAGAUGAUAAUAUAGACUUAUAUUUGUCCUCUGGGACAGUGGCAUGCCAUAGGGAGGAGGCCAGUACUGUGCUUUUACAGAUUGUGGCCGCCAUCCAGCCUCCCCAGUCUCCUCCAGAGUCGCCCACAGCACAAGCCAAUACCCUCAAUUCUGAGGAGCUGUAUGCCCUCCCACCUGAUGCCAUGAUGGAGACGCUCACCCGACCCAAGUCUCUCUUUUCCACAACUGAUGCCUGUCUUUCCAAACCCAAGAAGGAGACGCCCUCCAAAGUUUUGUCUAAAUCCCAGAGUGCCUCUGCUGCUGUCCCACUCUCCAGCCCUCGGUCAGAGCCCAAUGCCCCCUUCCCCCCUCCUAGAUCUACAUCUUCCCCUUACCACGCCACUAACAUCCUCCAGAGACAUUUUAGCAACUGGACCAAGAGCUCUGCCUCCAGUUCUCCUGUACGGCCCAGUGAAGGUGAAGCAAGUCCAGGCGGAGAGGGUAGACGGAUUUCAACAGAAAGCUCCAAACCCAAACGCUGGAUCUCAUUUAAGAGCUUUUUUCGUCGGCGGAAAGACGAAGACGACCAGAGAGAGAGGGUAGAAAAAGAGAAGGACAAAGGCAAGCUGGUCGGUCUUGAUGGAACAGUCAUUCACAUGCUUCCACCACCACCAAUCCAACAGCAUCACUGGUUCACCGAGGCCAAGCCAGAGGAUCCCAACCAGAAGCCGACCAUCAUCUUCACCUACAAGCCAGAAAGUGGCAGCACCCCCGGGGACGGAGAAGGAGAACUACGAGUAGAGGAGUGCAGAGAAAAUACCCUACUGACGCCCGAUGAGAGCAAGGAGUCCAGACCCCUGAGCCCAGGCCGAACAACACCCUCACACACCACAGGAUGUGAUCUCAUCAGCAAGGAUUCCAGCCAGGUACCAGUCGGCGCCAGCAAUGCCAGGGAUCGGGAGCUGCCUGGCGCCGCCUCCCUGCUUGCCAAAGUGAAUCUGGGGCUGGUGCUCGGGGAGGGAGAGGAGGGCCAUGCCAGCCAGGUUGCCACACCAGCUUCAGCCAGCGAGGGCAGCGCCAGCCUCGGAGAGCCAGAGGAGGACGGGAAUCACUCCCACUCUCCCGCCUCCAGUCAGUGCAGCGCCACGUACAGCAACAUGGGUCAAUCCAGAGCCAACAUGAUCCCACUCAAACAGCCACGAAACGUGAAAGCAUCCAACGAUACGUUGGCGUCCAUCGACCUGGACUUCCACGCUGACCAGCCGCCCUCUUAUGCCACACCGCCACCGCUACCUAAGAAGAAUGUACCUCGCUCCAGUACCGAACCCAGUCUGGCAGGCAAAGAGUCGGUCCAGGGAGGGGUGAGACCUCGGGCUGAGGCCAGACCUGGAGGCACCAACCUGAGCGUGGCCAACCCUAUCUACGACUUGGACUCCACCUGGGAGACCGCCAGUCAGAGUUCGUCUCUCAGCUCCGAGCCUCAUCGAGUCCACGACCACGAGAGCGGCGACUCCCUGGAGAGGCCGGCGACAGCUGCCACGGCGACCAACAAGAGCCGCCCGACUAACAGCGUCCCCUCCCUGGUUCCUCAACCUGCUGCAUCCGCUGCACCCAGCGCCACGGCCGGCAGAGAGAGGAGGGCCUACACGAGUACGGAGUCCCUGGCUGGAAGGGGACGGACGACAGCGGGUCGAGGUGCUGCUGCUGCUGGAGCAUCCAAACCCCAGAGACCUGCUCUGUACAGGGGGCUAGACAGCUGGGAUGAGGUGGUGGGGAGGAUCCGGGGGCUCCACACGGACACGCUGCGGAAGCUGGCGACAAAGUGUGAGGACCGUUUCAUGGCCGGUCAGAAGGAUCACUUGAGAUUCGGCACUGACAGCUGGUCCCACUUCAGGCUGACCACCGGGAAACCCUGCUGUGAGGCGGGGGAUGCUGUGUACUACACUGCCUCCUACGCCAAGGACCCGCUGGUCAACUACGCCAUCAAGAUCUGUCGGAGCAAAGUGAAGGAGACCCAGCAGCAGUUCUUCCACAGCCUUGCAGUGAGACAGAGCCUCGCCGUGCACUUCAAUAUCCAGCAGGACUGUGGACACUUCCUGGCUGACGUCCCCGCCCGCCUGCUGCCCUGGGAAGAGGAGGAAGGUGAGGAGGAGGAGGAAGAGGAGGAAGAAGAGAAGGAGGAGGAAGAUGUAGAUGCGUCGAAGGAGAAAGAGAAAGAGAUUAAGACUGAAACCAAGGCGACGGACUCCAAAGCGCCAAAUGGUAAACUAGACGAAACCCCGGCAGCGGGUCACAUGAACACUGUCGGCCGCUUGAGGAGCCGAGUGGUGGUCAUCACGCGCGAGGUGCCCUUCCAGACGGUGGCCGACUUUGUCCGAGACGGCGUGGCGCGGCACACUCACAACCCGGAGCUGUACGAGCGUCAGGUGUGUCUCCUGCUGCUGCAGCUGUGCUCCGGCCUGGAGCACAUGAAACCGUAUCACGUGACCCACUGUGACCUGCGACUGGAAAACCUGCUGCUGGUCCAAUGCCAACCUGGAAACUCCUGGAACCUGGACAAUCUUGAGCCCAACAACAACAGCAACAGCAGCAGCGGCGGCUCUGGUGCAACCUCCGCCGGUGCUGCUACUGCUGCCGCCAACGCCACCUGCCCCGCCCGCCUCAUCAUCAGUAACUUCUCCCAAGCCAAACAGAAGAGCACUCUGGCCGCCGACCCUGGUACGCUGCGCGACCAGUCACGCCUGGCGCCGGAAAUUGUCACAGCGACACAGUACCGCAAGUGUGACGAGUUCCAGACCGGGAUUCUCAUCUACGAGAUGCUGCACCGGCCCAACCCCUUCGAGGAGACGCCGGAGCUGAAGGAGCGUGAGUACACGUGGGCCGACCUGCCGCCGCUGCCGGUCAGAUCGCUCUAUUCACAGGGUCUGCAGCAGCUCGCCAGGCUGCUGCUCACCGUCAACCCCUCUGAACGGAUCCGCAUGUCCGAGGCCCGGGCCUGCCUGCAGUGCCUGCUCUGGGGCCCCCGGGAGGACUUGUUCCAGGCGCUUGGCUGCAGCAGCACGGGCCCCAUGUCGGGGGCCACCUCCAGCCAGCGCGAGGCCACCCUCCAGAACUGGCUGGACCUGAAGCGGACACUGAUGAUGAUCAAGUUUGCGGAGCGCUCGCUGGACGCGGCUUGCGGCGUGAGCCUGGAGGACUGGCUGUGCUGCCAGUAUCUGGCGUUCGCCACCACGGACACGCUGAGCCGGGUGGUGCACAUCUUGCAGCAGCCACAGCCGCAGCCACACGCUCAGUCCCAGAACCAGCCGGCGCACGCAGCACCGAGCCAAACGCACCAAACACACACCCUCCACCUGACGCAGUCACAGCCACUCUGAGCUCCUCCGGCCAGUUGUUACUAUGGCAACAGAUCCAACUUCCUCCCCCGCCCUGUGUGGUCCCUCUGCUGACGCUAAUGUGUGAUGUAAGCUAAUAGUCAGCUUUGUUGUUGCAGCAGCCACAGCUCUCGCCUAAAACUAAACAGCUGGUCGUGCAAACGUCUGUUUUCUUCAUGAACAAAGUGGAUCCACAGAGCGAGAGGCUGAGUUCCCAUCAGACAGGCUUCAUGGUCGGGGUUAUUCUGAGCACUCGUUAGCAACAGCAGGAUGGUGAAGAGUCCAGCAGAUGAAGUGGUUGUCUGACAUUGUUCUCAGAUCUAGGCCAAGACAAACUGAAUUGUUAUUAUAGAGAGGCGAAGUCCCGCCCCUUCCGGUGAACCAUCAUGGGACCUUAUUUCGGAAAAAAUAUGAACGGUAGUCAACGGAGAGAGACAGAUAUUUCUUUUGAUCCCGUUUGAAUUGCGCCAUGAAUCACAUAUAAGAUAUUUGUCAAAUAUCUUAUAUGACCCAAUCACGGAUAAGCGGUUGAAGAUGGAUGGAUAUUUGUCAAAUUAAAACAUAAUUUUGAAAGUCAAGAGAGUCACAGUUGGUCGUAUCAUUUAGUUUUAUGUGAAACCGCUCCAAAAACUUUAUUUACAAAGUUCAAUACAGUAGUUACAUAAACAUGUUCAGAUUUUUCAUUACAUAAACAUCAGUAAAUAUAUUUCACAGUAUAAAAAUAAUAAAAUUAGAAUAAAUUAUUCAACAAAUAAAAUGUAAGGAAAGGAAAAGAUGAAGGUCUGUUAAACAAUUGGAACACAUUUGAAAUUAUCUAAUAGUUUCUGCCAAUUUAGAAUUUUAAUUUAAAUUGUAUAAGCUUUCAAUCAUAGUCAAACGUGUUUUAAAAUAGGAAUCUUUAAAAGUAUAAACAGAGGGUAUUAUUUUAGGCCAUAUCAUUUUAUGGAUAUAAUGUUUUGAUAAGAAAAUAUGAAUCAAAAGAUAUUAAUCAAAUGAAUUAUGUAAAUCCGCUCAGUGAACUACAUCUUGUCUCGCACAAUAUACGUCACCAACGCCAGCUAGUUAGCUAACUUAGCUGUGUUGCACGCACAGAUGAAACGUUAUCUUACCUGAUGUGUUUCAUCCAGCGACUCCUGGUCUUUUUAUCAGCCGGGAAGAGAAAGAACGAGCGAGACCCGUUGCUCGUGUGAGUUCAUCCCAGUAGGAAACACAUAGACAUCGUAGCUUCAGAGAGAGUCCUUCAAAUUAGGUAUUUUCACAGUCUGAUUCUUCAACAGACAACAAACUGCGACUCUCUUGACUUGCAAAAUUAUGUUUUAAAUCGAUAAACAUUAUGUUUGUGAUUCAUGGCUACGGGAUAAAAAAAAUAAUUGUCUCUUGCCGUUGACGACCGUUCAUAUUUCUCCAAAAUAAGGUCCCAUGGUGGUCCACCGGAAGGGGCGUGACUUCGCCUCUCUGUAGCACGUUGAUGUCUAUUUGCCAGACAUCUCUUCAUUAUUCACUUCAUUUGUUUCUUUUAGCUGGUCACAUCUCACGUGUGUUAAAAACACUCCGUCAGUUCCAGAUUGAAGAGAUUUACCAAAACGUGUGAGGGAUUUUAGAUGUCUAUGGGGUUUUUUUCCAGCCAAAUUCUGCCAGACUGCAGAGUUGUGAUAGCUAUUCAUAUUAGAUAUAGAUUGCAUGGCAGCCGUCUCCAGGAUUUAUUUGAGGCGCUGUCGAAUGGAAUGAAUUCACACAUCAAUAUUCCAUAGAAAAGUUUCAUCAGACAUCUAAAGACACACCACAAUUAGAUUCCCUCAGAGCGCUCAGUUUCUAGAGAGAAAACUUGAGAAAGCAUCAGAAAUAGAGAUCUUGAAGAAAUGAAGGGAAUGAGGGAAAAAGAAAACCAUUGAUGGAUUUGUCCUCUUUAAAAUCAAAUCUAAUCAGGGUGAGAUCGCUUCUUUUUUUAAUCUAGACAAAUGGAAAAGUGAAAUAUAUUUUACCACUGAAGCCAAAGACCUGCCACAAAUUGUCCACUUAGACAGUUUGAGAUACUUUUAGAGGUUUUUACCAGAAAUGUUUAUUUCAUUUUAUUACAACAUGCAGUCAGACUUGAUUACAGUAGAUUUGUUUGAGUCCCAAAGUUUGCACAGCUCAGUUCAAAUGUCACUCUGGUUUAAAAUUCAAAAGCCCAACUGGAGUUAAAUUUAACAAAAGUUACACCCUUAAAUGCUGUCGUUUCAUACCACACGUUACACUCCCGCACAGGGCUUUGAACGAGGUAGCUGUGAAGAACACUGAGCUAAUUUUGGCGUUGCAGUUUUCAGAGCUUUUUACAUGCUUUGAAGUUAAAAUGGGACACAACUGCCCCGGCUGUUGGUUGGGUUUCUUGUCGGAGUAUGUGCAAUUAAUAUCUUUGUUUGUUAUUUCCUCUGGAGGUAAUUUUUAUGCAGUCUUUUUACUAAUCCUCUCAUCAGUUAGUUUUGUGGCACAUAAACUGAUUCAUGUCAGUUAAAUCCUGCAAAUGAAGCAACAGUUACAGUGGAUGGGAGACGAUGGGAAUGUUUCAGGGACUGCAAAAGGUUCGUCUUUGUUGUGUUGUUUUUGUCAAGUUGAUUUCGAACGGUUUCUGCGUUUUACGGAACGACAUUUGCACAUUCAGUCCGAACGUUGGCGCUCCUCGAUGGAGACUGAGGACACGAUGAUGCACGCAGGAGAGGCAGAGAAAAACUCCCCGGUGAACUUUCGAGGAUUUGUUUUUUUCAGCGUGUGGAAUGUAAAAGUUUGCCUGGACUGAAAACAGAGACAUUUGGACCUGAUCUCAUCCGCUUCAGAGACACAUCUCAUCUUCAAAUAGAACCACUUAGUUUCACAUACAAACUCUUUUUGUGUGGUAACCGACCACAGCCUCGAAGAGAAACUCAACCACUGAGACUUGCUUCCAUUCCUCCUGCCUUGUUUCCCCGUCCGCUUCUGUUCUUAUCCGGCCAACAGGACGGCAGAUCCUGCAUCGACGCUCGCUGCUUGUCACUCAACGGAUUCAUUCUGAUUUAAUUAAAUGAGCUCUGCGUUAUUGAUCAGUACCUUGGAGUCAGUGGGAAUACACAAGCCUCCGCUUCACCAUAAAAACACUUUGAGUUUUACACCCAUGGGUUUAUUUGUGGUUAUGAUGAUCAAACACCCGGGAAAGCAUCUUUAACUCGGUGUACUUCUGUGCAGAAAUGUUCCCUUCUGUUAUAUUUGCUCUGGUUAACUGCAGCUGUUCAGCUUCUCACUGGGGAUGGGGGGGAAAUGUACCUUUGAGAUCAGGAUCCUGUGAUCCUUUUACUGCAGAUGUACAGUACGAGACUUAAUGGUCCACGGAGCGAAAAACGAGACAAAGCAGGUGUGAGUUUGUUGCUGCAUCAAAGGGUUUGUGUACUGAGGAAUGUGUGUGGACAGCACUGGUGGCUGUCCUUGUAUCUAGAGAUUUAAGCCUUUAUAUAGUAUAUAUAGUAUAAAUAUAUAUAACCUUUAUCUAUUUUAAUCCACACACUAUUUUGUCGAGUACGGAGCACCUCUAUUUCUGUCUUUAGAGAGUCUAAAUAUCAUUUAUUCAUUUUUAAAGCUUGACUUUCUUCAAACCUCGCUUGUUUUUGGGGGGAAGAAAACGGUGAGUAGUUAUCACUGUCCUAAACAAAGGAUGAAAUAGAUCUUCACAUGGUUUGAGGAGCAUUGACAUACAGAGCGAUGUACAGUAUUUUUACCCCUCUUGCUUAGGAGAUGAACCACUUUGAAAAGAGGCCGAAGGAUGACUUUUUUGAACGCGCCAUUAAAACCCAACAUCCAUCAACCGUGUACGGCCUACAGCGGAUAUUUGUUUUCUCCUUCUCUCUUUGCAUUGUUAAUUGCCACUGAACAGAAAAGCAGAAGCUCUCUAAGGCGUUCUAUUAAUAUGUGUACAGUUUGUCUCCUGGCCUGCCGCCAUUUAUUGUUGAUCAAGUUAACCAACAGUAACAGAACAAUAAAUAUAUGUUUUUAUAUAUA
Sebastes umbrosus (honeycomb rockfish) is the source of this 10393-nucleotide messenger RNA. It is a transcript of the gene peak1, whose product is annotated as pseudopodium-enriched atypical kinase 1. The coding region runs from base 509 to 6391 and encodes 1960 amino acids. Gene Ontology annotation, molecular function: ATP binding; protein kinase activity. The record is from RefSeq and is a predicted model, not a curated record. The transcript has 7 exons. Gene Ontology annotation, biological process: protein phosphorylation. NCBI's taxonomy places the organism in Eukaryota, Metazoa, Chordata, Actinopteri, Perciformes, Sebastidae.